AUGGUCAAACCACUAUCUUUUAAAGGCGACAAAAAAGUCAAAAAGCGCAAGCACCGCGACGACGACACCGAGUCCUCCACCGUACGCAAAGCCCGAGCCGAAUCAACCCAAGAUCAGAUUCAAGAAGACGCCGCCGCCGACGAAGACAGCCAGAACUGGGUCUCAGCCGACGUGCCCACCGACAUCAACGGGCCCAUCAUCAUCGUGCUCCCUUCAACGCCGACGCCGACCUGCAUCGCCUGCGACGUGAACGGGCAGGUGUUUGCGAGCGAGCUCGAGAAUACAGUUGACAACGAUGCGCGCACCGCCGAGCCGCAUGACGUUCGCCAGGUGUGGGUUGCGACGAGGGUGGCGGGCACAGAAGGCCUGAGUUUCAAGGGGCAUCAUGGGCGAUACUUGAGCUGUGAUAAAUACGGCAUUCUGAGCGCCACGGCCGCCGCUAUAUCGCCCUUUGAAUCGUUCAUCGCUAUCCAGCCGCCCGACACGCCGGGAAUGAUUGCAUUUCAAACGCAGGGUGGCGAGGGCGAGACGGAGACAUAUCUGACCAUGCGGGAGAAGACAAGCAGCAGUAAUAGUAAUCGUGGCGAAGAUAGGAACAAACAGAUCGAAAUCCGCGGCGAUGCAAGCUCGAUAACAUUCGAAUCUACGCUGCGAGUGCGUAUGCAGGCCCGCUUCAAGCCCAAGAUCAGAGCGUCAAAGGAGAGUAAAGCAAAGGAGAAGAUUUCGAGGAAGGAACUUGAGGCGACGGUGGGGAGGAGGCUGGAGGAUCAUGAGGUGAAGAGACUGAAGAAGGCGAGGAGGGAAGGGAAUUAUUAUGAAGAGGUUUUGGAUGUGAGGGUUAAGGGUAAACAUGACAAGUUUGCGUCGUGA
This is a messenger RNA of Talaromyces atroroseus, 870 nucleotides long. RefSeq lists its product as hypothetical. Gene Ontology annotation, molecular function: actin filament binding. The coding region runs from base 1 to 870 and encodes 289 amino acids. NCBI's taxonomy places the organism in Eukaryota, Fungi, Ascomycota, Eurotiomycetes, Eurotiales, Trichocomaceae. Gene Ontology annotation, cellular component: catalytic step 2 spliceosome; nucleolus; striated muscle dense body. The transcript has 2 exons. The record is from RefSeq and is a predicted model, not a curated record.